Molecule: messenger RNA, 2983 nt
Organism: Lonchura striata (white-rumped munia)
Lineage: Eukaryota; Metazoa; Chordata; Aves; Passeriformes; Estrildidae
Source: RefSeq, a predicted model, not a curated record
CGCUGCACCGCGCUCCGGCCGCGCUGCAGGGAGCUCCGGCCGCGCUGCACCGCGCUCCGGCCGCGCGCCCGCCUGCAGCUGCGGGGAGGGAUGCAGGUGUGCCAGCAGCGCAAGAGAGAAACGUCAUUUGACUCACUGAAGAUUUAAAACCGACAGAGUCAUAUGAGUGGGAGAAAAUGAAAUUUUAGUCUCAAGUGGCGGUAUCAAGUCAUAAGAAGUAAAGAGAUUUAGAUGGUUUCUCACUAAAUGGAAGUUAUAUAGAAGGCCUCUAAGACCACUGCAUCUCUCCAUCCUGCUCCUGCUGCACAGAGACUGGAAUCUUGGCCUUGGACAUUAAUAAAAUGCUGGAUUCAGUCAAGUGUGUUCUGGUGGGAGACUCUGCGGUUGGGAAAACAUCUCUCUUGGUACGUUUUACCUCUGAGACUUUUCCAGAUGACUACAGACCCACUGUAUAUGAAAAUACUGGAGUGGAUGUCUUCAUGGAUGGCGUACAGAUCAGCUUAGGUCUUUGGGACACAUCUGGCAGUGAUGCCUUUAAAAGCAUUCGCCCCCUCUCCUACCAACAGGCAGAUGUGGUAUUAAUGUGCUAUUCAGUGGCAAACCAUAAUUCCUUUCUGAACCUGAGGAACAAAUGGAUCAGCGAGAUCCGCAGCCAUUUGCCCCGCAUCCCUGUUUUGGUGGUGGCCACUCAGACUGACCAGCGUGACAUGGGUCCCUACAGUUCCUCCUGCAUCAGCCCUCUCGAUGGGAAGCGGCUCGCCCAGGACGUGCGAGCCAAAGGCUACUUGGAGUGCUCCGCCCUCAGCAACAGGGGCGUGCAGCAGGUGUUUGAGUAUGCUGUGCGGACAGCGGUCAAUCAAGCCAAAAGGCAGAACAGGCGGAAGCUCUUCUCCAUUAAUGAGUGCAAGAUCUUUUGAGGACUGUCAGCAGUGGUUUUGCUCACAUUUGUUCUUUCUGUUUUCUCACAAAGACGCUGUAGCAGAGAGAAUGGGAGGUGAAUCAAAGGAGGGCUCCUGGAAGGACCACAGUGCAGGUGCCUCUUGUGAGACAGGUGUGCUCUAUACCUGAUCCUCUUACCUCCAAAAAAUAUGGGCACUAUCUAGAAAAAUGAAAGGUGCAUACCCUUAUUCACAAGCCUGUGUUUGGACUUUGCAAGCCUGAACUACAGCAGGCCUGGCCUGCAGAUCUGCAGAUAACAGAAGUAUUGAUUUUGGUUUUGUUUCUGUCAGUGUUCCUCAGUUGUUGGUUUGUCUGCAUCUGCAUUUAUUUAAUGACAAAAUUCUGCCUGGAUCAACCCCCACCUCUGUCUUUGUGGAUUUUUUUUUAAGAAUAUAGUAUAUAAAACCUGACCAAUGUGUAUUUUAUUUAAAGGACUCUUGGAUAUAUUGUUGAAAAAUCACAACAGUUUGUUUUAAUAUUUUGGAGGUUCUCCCUUUAGCUAACCACAGAAAUGAACUGUCCUAUCCAUGUAAUAAAUGGCCUGCAGGUAAGUCUUAGACGUGCCUGAGUCAUUGCAUAACAGCCAUCACUAUGUCCAGCAUAGGAGUAAUCAAAACUUACUGACUUUGACAGCUGUCUCCUGCAGGUUUUGUGAGAUUUGUUACCUUAAUAUUGUUCCUCAACAAUGUGGUCAAAGGUGGAAACUAAUCUGAUUCUUCCUAGACUUCACUGGCUUACAACCUCAGGGCUUGCAGACAGGGUUGGUUUGCAGACAUAUGGUUGGGCUGGCAGGGAUAAAUCUGGGCAACCAUCACCUCUGUUGUCCCUACUGUAAUUCUGGAGGCAAAAGAUUUCAGUCUCUAGAGAUGGAAGAUAUUUUUUUCAUGAGCACUUAUAUUCUCACAUAUUUUUACUAUACUUUUUUUCAAAGUGGUGUCUUUAGUGAAACCAGUCACCUACAUUAGUAAAAGACUGAGUACAUAGCAACUUUGAAUGGGUGUCUUUAGAAUGGCUAAAUGGCUUCUUUUUUUGAGUUUGCAUGCUAAGUAUAACUCCCUAGGUUGCACCCAAGUAAGACCGAAACAGGCUUUACAUCCUGGGGAGCAUGUCAAGUCUAGGAGCCAAAUCCUGAUGUAUGUACUGGGGCAAAGUUACCCUUCUGCACAGAAAGGUAGGAUAAGGAAAUGGAAACUUUAGGUGUGUGAGAGAACUCUGUUAGAAGAUGAAGUGGGCUCAAGACACGAUGCUGUACAUUCCUUGUGAAUUGUGGUGGUACCCUCCUUCUCAUAUUAUCUCUCCCCUCUGUCCUGUCCCCCCUCUCAGGUCCUGCAGAUUUGUCUUGUCCCAAGAGAAUUUCUUAGUGCAGCAAGAUUUUCUUUGUCCCUUUUCCUGUCCUUCAGCUAGCUAGGAACUAACUUUUGAGGGGCUUAUAGUGUGGUGCCAUUAAAGGUGGCACAUAGCACAGUAGGAUUAUUUCACCUGUGAUGUAGGUGAGCAAGUAUUUACACUGUGGGCACCUUGAUUACCAGUGGGACACAGAACACCUGGUGUUGUGAUUGUCCUGCCAGCUUCUAGACUGUUGAAUAUUUACUGCUCAUCAACCUGAUUGUAAGAGAGGCUUCUGAUCAUAAAAAUAUCCUGGUCUCAUCUGAGAUCUCAUCUCAUCCUGGUCUUGUAUUUUUAUAACAGCCUUAAAUCUUUACAAACUUCUGCACCUGAGCAUACCAGACAGGGACUUCUGUCACCACCUAUCUUCCCUGAAUUCUUCUCUUUCUUACUUAUCUUUCUUCUCAAGUGUUGACUUGUUACUGAAACACUAAAACGGACAUAUUUUUUAAAUAAUCUGAAUGUCAUUGUACUUGUGUAUAGAGUUACACAAGUGGCCAAGUAAUUGCCGUCCUUGGUUAAAAAUCUUUUGGCUUUUGGGAGAAAUAUACUUCUACAUGUCAACUCUUGUAACACCUCUCCACUGGAAGUCUUAGGUUUUGUUACUUUAAUUUAAAAGUAGCCAUUGUUACAGUUUGAACAUUAAAGAUUCCAUGAC